Chenopodium quinoa (quinoa) is the source of this 1200-nucleotide messenger RNA. Its product is annotated as oleosin 18.2 kDa-like. Gene Ontology annotation, cellular component: membrane; monolayer-surrounded lipid storage body. Gene Ontology annotation, biological process: seed oilbody biogenesis; lipid storage; response to freezing. Lineage: Eukaryota; Viridiplantae; Streptophyta; Magnoliopsida; Caryophyllales; Amaranthaceae. The coding region runs from base 413 to 967 and encodes 184 amino acids. The transcript has a single exon. The record is from RefSeq and is a predicted model, not a curated record.
GUUUGUGUUAUAAUACACAAUCACACAUUACAUAGUCUUGGCAUGAACUAAAAAGAUUUGAACAAUCUUCAUUUGACAAACUUUUACCGCAAGAGGUCGGUGGAUAAUAGCUUAGCAUCGUAUCCAUCGUUGGUUCCCAUAAUAAUUAAAUAAAACAAAUAAAAAAAAACCCAAAAUAAUGUGGCAAUAGAUUGCUAAAGACAGCAGAAGCAAAAUGAAACCUGUUGUUCAUGCAAAACUUAAACAAAACACGUGUAUAAACACGUGGCAAACUCUUUCCUUCCAUAUAACAAAACCUUUCUUCCUUUCCAUCAUACUUACUUCCUCCCUCUAUUUCCCACUCUAAAACCUGAAAUAAACUUCAGCUACCUUAGCUUCGUUUAAUUUAUUAAGUAACAAAGUAAUUUCUAAAAUGGCAACAAUGGAUCGCGAUCGCGAUACUAGAGACCCAAGGCAAAUCCAUGUCCACACCCAACAUGCAAGCGUUCACGGCGGUAACGUAAGAGGUAGCGGUGGUUAUGGAUUCAGCUCCGGAGGUGGUCCAACCGCGUCACAAGUGAUUGCUUUGGUAACACUAGUCCCCGUCACUGGCACCCUCCUCUUCUUGGCGGGUCUCACUUUACUCGGGACCGUCAUCGGGUUAUGCCUAGCAACCCCGGUAUUCCUCCUCUUUAGUCCUGUCCUAGUCCCUGCUGCCCUCCUCAUGGGGCUUGCUGUCACUGGGUUCCUUUCGUCUGGCGCGUUUGGUCUCACGGGGCUGUCUUCGCUGUCACGCGUCGUGGGGUAUAUUCGACAGGCGGGGCGUAGAAUGCCUGAUGAUUUGGAUUAUGCUAAGCGUCGUGUGGCGGAUAUGGCGGCAUUUGCGGGACAGAAGACCAAGGAUGUGGGGCAGACUAUUGAGAGUAAGGCUCGUGAAAGUGGGACUCAUACCACUAGUGGUGGUACUACUGCUACUACUAGGGCUUGAAAAUGAGGAGCAUGCAUGCGACGAGUUUUUAGGUUGAUGAUGACCGAUGAGUUAGUUUCCUUGGUUGGGUUUUGCAGGGUGUAAAUUAAAUUUUCUAGUUUGUAAUGUUGUUGUUCAUGUUGUUAUAACUUUUUAAUGGGUUAUUGAAUAAUUUUAUGCAUGAUUUCAAUGUAAUUUUUAUGCUUAAGUGACUGCCUUUUUGUUCAUUUUAUAUAAUCCGUUCUGUUUUAGUA